Molecule: messenger RNA, 3081 nt
Organism: Klebsormidium nitens
Lineage: Eukaryota; Viridiplantae; Streptophyta; Klebsormidiophyceae; Klebsormidiales; Klebsormidiaceae
Source: the annotation of a GenBank genome assembly
AUGGCCGACUCCACCGGGCUGCCUGACGUCCUCCAAAGCGCGGCCUGCUUGGCACCCCCCGACGCGCCUCUCGAGGGCCCUGCGGAGUGGAGCGUCAGCGAGGCAUCAUCGCACGAGGAGCACAUACCGCAGACAGCCUUCCAGCCGGCCGGUGUCUCUUUCGAAGUGAGGCCCAACGAGGAACUGCCCCAGCAGUGGAGCCCGCCUUUCCAGCCGCUGCUGGCGGUGGGCCUGCCGCCCGCAGCGCAAGUCCUUGUGCCCGACUCGGGGGGCGUGGUGUGGCCGCCAGCGGGCUACUCGGCACCCCCAACGGAGGUGCGGCCCGCGGUGCUGGCGCACGACGAGGCGCGGGCGGCGGAGCUGCAGAAGGGGGCGGAGAUCCUGGCCUUCUCGCAGCGGCUGGGCCUGCUGGACCUGCCCCUGCCGGAGGUGCCCGUGCCGGAGGGGCCCAUCUUUGUGCCCACGGGGCCGCUGUUUGCGCACGGAGACUCAGACGAGAGCGGCGGGCGGGGGCUGCCAGACAUGGAGCAGAGCCAGAGCCAGGGGAGCACUCCGCUGGAGGACAGGGCACCCGGGCAGCAUGCCGCGGAAACGGAAAGCGUCGACCUAGAACGGGCCACGCAGGAGGAGGCGUGCCCGAUUGCCAAGCCUAUCUCCAUGGAGCCGCCUGAGGCCCAGUUCCAGAAGCCGGUCUACGUGGCAGCCACCGCGCGGCCGUCUGACGCCGGCGUGCGUGGCGCGGGGGCCUCGGCGGAGGCGGUGCUGGCGAGCCCGCCGAACGAGGUGGUGCCGGAGCUGGACGUGGCGCGGCUGCUGGGGCGGGGCGAGCUGGCGGACGACGAGCGCGUGCCCAUCUGGAACCGCGCCGCGCAGCGCAAACUCACCGGCCGCUGCGGGCCCAUGCGCAAGAACCUCAAGGCCUACCUGGACAAGCACCCCGAGUGCGAGAUCUACGACCACCAGCAGUCCGGCCAGUCCACCCCGGCACAGGCCCCCGCCGCCAAGCGACGCUCCGUGCAAACCGCACACCGGUCAGGCAGCCACAAGCGCGGGUCGGCCCAGGCUGAAGUGGAAGCCCCGAGCUCCUUUGUGCCGGGCAAGCGACGGGCUACGCUGAGGGAGGGCUACUACCGGGCACUGCAGGAUGGCAAGGUGGCGGGGGCCUCGGACUGGGGGGAGCAACCACGCGGUGAAGAGGGGAGGGGCUUUCCGUCAGGGCCCUCUUCUGACCGCGAUGGCGGUGCACGUGGGCCGUCCGGCGGUGUCCCUGCCAGCCUGAGGCCCGAGCCGCGCGCGCUGUCUCCGCUCAGUGAGGUACCUGCGCGUUGGGACCUGGCCUGGGCCGCGUACGGCAUGCCGCGCUCCUCGAACGGCUUCGUCAGCGAGCGCACGGAGAGAAACAGCGCACGUGAUGGGGCGCAGCCGGAGCUGGAGGCAAGCCCAUCGGGGGGACCGAAGAGCCGGGAGAGGAGCCCCCCCGGAGGAGGGGGCAAGAGGAAAAAGAUGCCGCUGGAACAGACGGCCGCUCUGCAGGCCCUGGCCGACUCGGUGGGGUGGAACAGCCUCAACAUCGAGGCGCGCGCCGCCACCGCGCGGCUGUGCGCCGAGUUCGGCAUGACCUUGGGCCAGGUCAAAAAGUGGUUCUCCAACCACCGCCCCAGGGAUUUUGCCUCUUUCAGCAGUCCUCGCACCCCCUUGGACGUGUACUCGUCCCGCCAGGAGGUCUUCCUCCGGCCGCCUCCUCGCUGGCCCAGCCCCACCCGGAGCGGCACUCCGCCCCCAGCCUCAUCGCGGGGCGUCUCGCGCAGCCCCUCCCCCGUUCUGCAUGCCCUGCUGCCCUCUGCCGCCUGCCAGGCACCCCGCUCAGGCUCGCUGCAGGAACCUCCGGCCAGCCUUCCGUCCCCGCCGCCCGCGCCGCUGAGGGCCCGCUCCCUCGGCCUGGGCUUCUCGCUGUCGGGCAGCCUGGGCCGCUCCCCGCAGGCGCUCGCGGAGGCCCCCAGCAGCGGCUCCCUCCAGGGCGCGCCCUUCUUCGCCUCGCCGGAGCUGCCCCCCAGCCCGGGCCUGCGUGGCAGCCUGCACGGCCCGCUGCCGCUCGACUUUCUCUCGCGCGAGUCCCCGCACGACCUGCUGGGCGCGCACCUCUCGCUGGGGCCGCCAGCCGACGAAGCGCUCCUCGCGGCCGCGCCCCUGCACGCGCACCUCAGCCUGGCCGCCAGCCAGGCCCCGACCUCCAGCCAGCCGCCCGCCGUCGCCCCGCCCUUCCACGGAGCUGGUCCCGAAGCGUCCGCGCCCUUCUUCGGAACACCCGCCGAUGCCGCUGAGCUGGAGGAGGGAGAGCACACAGUGGUCGCAGAGGGACUCCACGAGGAGGAGACUGAUGAGGGGGAGUGGGGGCACCAGGAAGAGGUUGAGACACGCACUAAAGAAGGCUGGUCCGCAGAGGUGGCAGGUAGGGCAGACGAGAGUGACGACCAGGACAGAGCGGGCAGGGCCCUCGGCGGUGCGGAGCGUGGGACAGCAGGCGCGCACAAGCGAGGCGGGAGCUUCGGCGGGUUCGAUUUAGAGAGCAACGACGCGUCGGAGCUGGAUGCGCUGAUGGAGUGCGAGGAGGAGGCGGGGCAACGCAGGCUCACGCCCGAGGUUGACCACGGCAGACACGGCAGGCCAGCCCUGCGCGACACGGAAAAGGCCGGGGCGAUAGCCAGAAGCUUCCAGCAGGCAUUCACGGAUCGGACGGUCCGGAUGGCUUCCCUGGAAGCGAGCAGAAAUGUGUCUCGCGGCUACCGAUCCAUGCGGCAGGAGACAGCAAGCGACACGUGGCAGGCGCCGGGGCGUCGUGACGAGGAACAAGCAAGAAUCAGUCUGACGUCGUAUCGGCUGAAGCUGCGGCGCGAGGUGCGGGAGAGGGUGCCGGUCGGGCGCAGUCCCAGCCCGUACAGCCUCGGAAGCACGCUGCAGCGGUCGCGGCAGGCAGCGCUGGAGCAGCAGCGAGGGGGCGCGGCGCGCGCGGGGAGAACGGAGGAGCGGCACGGCGACGCGCGGCCCGCCCGGCAGGACAGCCCAGGCAAGCCGGAGCGCUGA